Necator americanus (New World hookworm) is the source of this 1386-nucleotide messenger RNA. RefSeq lists its product as uncharacterized. The transcript is spliced from 8 exons. The coding region runs from base 1 to 1386 and encodes 461 amino acids. The record is from RefSeq and is a predicted model, not a curated record. NCBI's taxonomy places the organism in Eukaryota, Metazoa, Nematoda, Chromadorea, Rhabditida, Ancylostomatidae.
AUGAAGGUUCUGCUGAGCUUGGCUGUCUUCGUGUCCGUGAUCGGACGGUGCACGGCGAAGGAUGGACUGCCAACUGCUGCUGGAGCUCCGCAAUCGCCUUCAAUGUCACUGCGUGAAUUGCUGAACGCCUAUCAAAGAUUAUACGAGCGACAGUUCCACGAACCUUUGCCAGAGAGUCAGAAGGCGUUGCUGGCCGCUCUACCAAGAUUCAAUGCUGCUUCAACUCUCAAAGCGCAACGAUCCAGUGAAUUGUCGAAAGCCUUCCAGCAAGAUGGUGAUUCUAAGACAUUGGAGGGAAAGGAAGUGUCAACGGCACAAGUGCAGAAGAGGGAGAUAACAACAAAAGCAUCCCCAAUGACUCCGAUGGGCACCACUCCGGAGAAGAUGGAACAAUCAUCUAGCCCUUCAUUAAGUACGUUGACAUCUAUGGGGUCAACGUCGCAGACUGAUGCGACUGCAACCGCAAAACCUAUUGUAGCUCCAGUCCAAGGACGAAAACUUGCAGACCUACAUCCUGAGAUGAAACAGAUGAUGGAAGGCAAGAUGAAACCAACCGCCCUCAAAGAAGUUAUGGCUUCACCUAUGAUAACAGAAAUGCCUGCGAGAACUAUUCCAACACAAACUCAAGAGAACCCAGCGGAACAGCAGCCUUCCGUCUCAUCGAAGCCAUUCAUGACGACAAAUGAAAACCCCAUGACUCCAGUGUCAAAGGCAGAAGCUGGUACCACUCAAGCACAAGAUACAGAGGUAACCAUGAAGGCAAGACCAAAUCUUGCAAGCCCAGCUCCUCAACCAGCCGCGAACAGUAUUCCAUUGACAAAAGCAAAUAUGAGAGCAGAGACGAAGCCUAGACUGCCACCAGCAAAAACGAGCAAGGCGGAUUUGCAACAGAAGGCGCGCAAAGUUGCACCUGCAAGGAAGAACGCUCCCGUCGCCAAACCACGGAACAUGAAACCCUUACCGAGACAACUUCAGCGACAACAGCCGAAUUUGAAGGUGUUGAACCACGUAGUGGUGCCGAGGACGCAAGCCACUCAUGCAAGAGGACCUGCUGCUAGAAAAGCGCAGGUGGAGAGAGGCAGAAAUGUGCAACUGAGGAGACCGCAGCCCCUAAGAAGAGCUUCUGCACCUUCUGUGCGACAAUUGCCGAGUGCGGCCGUAGAAGGAGCUCAACAACAGAAAGCGGCGGCUAGAGGAAGCAGCUUGAUUGUGAUCCGUGAUGGGCGGAUAAUGGAACUUACGGAGCAGCAGCAAAGAGAUCUCAACAUGAUCCUUAGCGCAAUGGGAGCUUCGGGAAAAGAAGCGUCAAGCCGCAGAAGGGCACCGCCUCGUAGAGGAAGGAUCACACCUUCUCGACAGCAAUUAGGCCACGUUGUACAACUUUAA